CACAUUCUUUUUUCCUCCCAGGUGAAUGUGUACAAAACAUAACCAGCCCUCUGAAGCAGUUUACACAAUCAAGUUCUCUCCUUUCAGGGGAUGGCCCGGGUCCAGGAUGGGCACACAGAGGAAUAUGACAGCUCUGUGAUGUUAGAAGAUGGUCAAGAUGGAAUGGACAGUGAUAGCCUGACUCCUGGUUUAACUCGAGAGGUUUGCAUCCAACGUCAUCCAAGCCACGGCUUCGGUUUUAUUGCUGGCAGUGAACGGCCUGUCGUUGUGCGCUCUGUCUCUGCGGACGGACCAUCAAGUGGCAAGCUUUAUCCCGGAGAUCAGAUCCUAGCCAUCAACCAGGAACUUGUGAGCGACGUUCCCCGGGAGAAAGUCAUAGACCUUGUAAGGUGUUGCAGGGACUCGAUUGUUCUCACUGUGCUGCAACCACAACAGUCACCUAAGUCUGCCUUCAUAAGUGCAGCCAAGAAAGCUCGUCUGCGAACCAAUCCCCCCAAAGUGCGCUUUUCUGAGCAAGUGUCCAUCAGCGACCCAGACUCAACCAUGCUUAAAGACGACUCUCUGCUUCUGAUACCAAAUGUGUUGAAGGUGUUUCUUGAAAAUGGACAGAUCAAAUCCUUUACAUUUGACAGCCGCACCACUGUUAGGGACGUGAUUUCAUCACUGCAGGAUCGCCUCUCUCUACGCUACAUUGAGCAUUUUGCUUUGGUGUUGGAGUCUGGUGGACUGGCUCAGAAUCAGAGGCUGCAUCUACUCCAGGAAAACCAGCCACUGUCUCAUGUAGUCCAUAGGACUUACUUCCAAGGAAUGAAGUGUCUUUUCCGUAUCUGCUUCUUCCCAAAGGACCCCUCUGAUUUGUUAAGGAGAGACCCUGCUGCAUUCGAGUACCUCUACAUACAGAGCCGCAAUGACGUCAUUAAAGAGCGAUUUGGAAUGGACUGGAAGUUUGAUGUCACACUUAGGUUGGCAGCCCUUCACAUCUACAUCACUGUGUCAAUUGCGAGACCUAAUCAGAAGAUCUCUCUAAAGCAUGUUGAGAAAGAAUGGGGCUUAGAACCUUUCCUUCCUUUGGCUUUGUUGCCAACCAUCAAGGAAAAAAAUGUCUGCAAGACUCUCUCACAGCUUUUGAAGACAUAUCAGCAUCCCCCACCAGCUGGUAAUAAGGUUUCUCCUCUUCAAGGAAAACUACAAUACAUGCGUGUCUUGAAUGACCUUCCACCAUUUGGAGGCUUCUUGUUUCACACAGUUGGCUUGGAUGAGAAGCAAUCAGCCACUACCCUAUUGGUCGGACCAAGCCAUGGCAUCAGUCAUGAGGAGAAGCAAUCAGCCACUACCCUGUUGGUCGGACCACGCCAUGGCAUCAGUCAUGUGAUCGACCUGAAGAACAACCUAACAACUGUCUUAGCAGAGUUCAGCCGUGUUGCCAAAGUCCAGCUGUUUAGAGAGCAUCAUGGAGUAGCCCGGGUCGAGGUUGUUAUUCUGGACGCAAAGCCCUUGGUCUUGUUAAUGGAGUGGCCAGAUGCAUCAAACUUUGCCUGUUUGAUCUCUGGCUAUUACAAGCUAUUUGUGGACCCUAAAAGGACUAUCUACUGCAGGAUACCUGGUCAGCCUUAUGUGAUCAAGGCAGAUUGCAGAAGCUCCCAUGCCCAAACCAGAUCUGGAGCCACUGUGUUAAGUGGAAGUGGUCGGGAAGAGCGAGAGACAUCAUCCAGAGAGACAACACAGAAGACAUCAGCAUCGCCCAUACCUCAGCACCUUGGCCUAUGCCACAUUCAUUUGAAAGAACAACAACAGCUGCAAGAGUUUCAGAUACAAGCUGAACAGGAACUUGACAUUAACGAGAACCUCAUUUCGCAGGUGCAGAGUCGCUCACGAACAAAGUCUGACCCCACUUUAAAGAGCACUGAAUCUGUGGCUGAACACGAUGGACCCACUGAGGAGAGCUUGAGCUUCAGGAACAGAGCAAAAACACUUGAGACCUCACAGAAGUUUUUUUGUGAAUUUUGCAAGGCAAAACUCCAAGCUGAAGGUAUAAUCCAAAAAACUGGGGAGACUGGAAGACUCAUUUUGCAGCAGUGCACAAAUGCAUGUUCUUCUCGUGAAGGAGGGGCUGUUGACCUCAUUGCCUUACCACUACCUGGGAAUGAGGAAGAUGAGGAGAUAGAGGAUGGAGGAGGAAAACUGCAACCCCCCACUCAUGCUGCAAUUGCAGCACCACCCCCAGGGUUUCGUGAUAACAGCUCUGAUGAAGAUGAUCCGAAAAAGGGUCGGAAAGGAAUCAAAGCCUCCACUGCUGUGGCACAGGGUCAAGAUGAAGUUCCGGUAACACUGAUUGAUAAUGUGACAACAAGAACAGUUCAAGACCAUGCUCAGGAGUUAGAUGAUGCAUUAGUAUCUACCCUACAGGCGCUGGAAGCACUAGCUGCAUCGGAGGAUUAUCCACACCAUCAACAGCAGACACCACAGACAACAGGGUUGAUUGUACUGGCUGCCAUAACUCCUGAAUCAUCUCUAGACUCUGGACAUGAGACAAAUUCAUCAGAGUUAACUGAUGUGUCGGAGAUGGUUUCUGCCAUGAAGCAACAUCAGAACCAGGCCUAUUUACUAGCCCACCACAUCAACAAAGAGCGACUUUUCAGUCGACGAGAUUUCCCCUUGACAAUCCCUGGCUGUACAACACAAGCUAUUGGUGGAGGGGCUUUUUCAAUGAGUCAGAUCCGUGGCAGCUGUCCACCAAAGCCUGUGAUUUUAAGUAAGACCUUGCCCCUAAAAAUAUCUCCAAAUAAAGAAAUUAGUCACUCUGAUAAGUCUGCUGAGUGGGGCAAAAGCCAUGAAGCCAACGGUGAGAAGGAUAUAGAAAUAACUGAAAAGGACCUUGUCACAGAAUGCUUGGAAGAAUCGAAACUGCAAAUUUCUGAGGAACUUAAAGCACCAGAACAUGGGAGUGCUCCCCAAGUCAACACAGAACUACUUCUCGCUAAUGAAGAAAAACCAAGCACCAUUACCUCAGAAGGUGCACAGGAAGAAGACUCUUGUGCAAAAACCCUUGAAACUACUAGUAUAGCCUUACCUGUUCUCUUGCCUGUGGAUAGAACUACAUCUGCAAAGAUUUGUUCAACAAAUAGGUGCCAAGAUGCCGAGAAUGCCUCAAGUGAGACCACUAAGCCUUCAAGUUCAAAAGGCCUUCUACCAACAGCUGACUUAUUCUGCACAUGUCCAAUACGACCAGAGCCUGGCCCACAGGUGCGUCUGAAAGAUCCACAGGUUCAAAAACUGGUAGUGUUUCACUCACUGUCUCCCACAGAUGAUGAGCGUCUUCAUGCUCAAGGACUUCAGUUAGCUAAAGAGAACACUGCAAAGACAUCAGAUGCAAGCUUAGUGACGCCCAACACCCUGCCUUCUACUAAGUACUCACCAGUUAUGUCUGCUAAAGUAGAAAAAAAAGAGAUGUCAGAGGCAAAGGCAGAGAACUCCCAGAGUAAAUCCCCUGUGGAAAUACAGAAAGUUGCUAAAAGUUUACCUGUUAAUGUAGACCCAACACACAUGUUGAGUUGUGUGGAAAAGGGUGCAACGAUCCCAGGUGCUGAGUAUAAGAAACAGGCAAAUAACAAAGGCAAAUCUCAGCGAAGUACUCCAUUCCUAAGUUUUAGGAACUUAAUUUCAGCCACUUUUCCUGCACGUUUGCGCAGAGAAACAGAUGAGCGUCGUGCACAACUUCAAAAGGUCAGGCAGUAUGAGCUAGAGUUCCUAGAGGAGCUUCUAAAACCUAAAACAUCACAAGGAGAGUUCUUGCCACAGGGAUCUUCUCCUGUUCCUUCAUUUACCCCAUGUGCCUGCCAGCUGCGCACAAGUCCUGUACAAAAAGUUCCUGGGAUCUCAAGAGAACAGAGGCGCAGUUGUGAUUGUAAAAGAAUGUGCCGUGGAAUGCGUCUCCCAGAUACAGCUGUUGGUUCUGCAACAGAACAGAGAGGAAGAGAACGGGCAAUUUCUAAAACACCCCCAGCUAUUCCAAAGUCUCCACAUACUCCACAAGGUGAAUUGCAAAAAAAUCAGACUUUAGAAAUCAAAACUACUCGAAUCCGUUCCACAAGUCUUGAGUCAAGGGAACCCAGAGAUAUACCAACAUCAUGCUUGCCCAUGUGCACCACCCGUACAGAAUCCAUAGGUGCACCACAUUACAAAAAGCUACAAAGGAGAUAUAGUAUAGGGGAAAUCGAAAAUAAUGGCAGCACCCCCCUGUAUGCUGAAGUUAAAACUACAAAAGCAAAGAGCCUUGAGAAAGAAAUGGAAAGAGUCAGGGCCACUGGACUUCGACUUCCAACUCCAGUGGAGCCUGUACAUACUAAAGAUGGGGACGCAAAGAAGAUAUUUUAUAUUCAGGGAGAGGAGAUCCUUCAGGAAAGUCGUGAGGGUACAGCUGAAGUUCUAGGAUUACCAAGUGAGGAUACAGAGGACAGAGAAAAAUGUUGCUCUUUCUGCUUUUGUUAUCGCAAAUGUGAGGCUGCUGAUGAAAGCAGCGAAAAAGAUGAACUCUCUUAUUCCAUACCCUUACAAGUCUUGCCUGGAAUGCAUCUAGAUUCCAGAACAAUGCCAGUUAUCAGCAAAACUCUUCAGGUACUUGAUGCAGAGGACUGCUGUGGAGAAGAGGAGGUGCAAGAAGAGGAGCCACAAACACAAAGGAUUGAUCUUCGUGUAUGUGGGAACCUGGAAGCUAGCUUGGCAAGAGUAAAAUCUUUGCAAGACAAAACAUUCUCGUUGCCGGAUGGAUUCUUAAAUGCGCAGCUUGAUGCAAAUGAGCUGCUCUCAAUUUUAAGGCAGUGUGCCAACAGUCCCCAAAUAGAGGGUGAACCACGUAUCCCUUCUGCAACACUUGCAGAGUACAAGCAAGAACUUGCAGUCCGUUUUAAGGAGUUCAGGGCAUCGUGUAGACGAGUGGCAAGUGUUGAGAAAAGUCCCUCGCGAAUGCUAAGUGCUGUCACAGCUAGCUUUCAGGUGCUGUGUAACCUUACUCAGACAUUCAUUCAACUGGUCAGGGGAGUAAGAUCUGAAACUCAAAAACUACAGCUUUUACGUAAGGUAGAGGAGGUAGCCGUCAACUACACACUUCUUCUCCGUGCUGCUGAAGAGGCAAUGGGACAUUCUAGUAGCCUCCCAAAUAAAACUGCAAGUCCUCAAGUUCAUAUAUCUAUUAAUAUGGGCUCUCUUAAUCGCUCUAUCAAAACCUUGCCCAGCAAAUAAUAACUUUGUGGGGUAAACCAGAAAGACACUCCGGCAGGAAUCUCUUUAGAUCAUUCAUUGGUUUACAUUUUUUAAAUUACCUUUCUGUUCACUGCCUGCUAAAUUCUGUAACUGCAUAUCUAUCUACUGUUUUAUGUUUAUUAAGGUUGUGCAACUUGUACCCUUAAAUGAUUUUUUGUCAUUAAUUGUGCACAGAUUUGAAGAAAAAAAUGUAGAAGUUCAACAGGGCUGUUCACUCUCAUGUACUUAGAGAAAGAGUACUAAGAGUACUGUGAAAUUGACAUUUUUCUAUGUUUAGUUGUUCCUAUAUUUAAAUCACAAAAUGACUGUAUUGGGAAGGGCUAGUGGGGCCGGGCCUGUCUGGGUUAUUUUGUGUCUUAAAAGUGAUUUAUAUAAUAUAAUAUAGGGAAAAUUAUAUUACCAUUAUUAAAAUACUAUAGAAACAUUAUAGCUACAUAAACUAAAAUACAUGCCCUGAGAGUGGCAAAAAAAAGAAAAAAAAAGAAAAUUUAAUGUUUUGUAAAUUAGAUAGAGAGAGAAACAAAUAUUUAAUAAUGUGCUUGUUUUUCAACUUUGUUAGUUGUGACAUAAAGUACUCCCUUUUAUCAAUAUCACAUUCACGUUGUCUGGAUUUGUGUCUCUAACAAGAUAGUUGAAGGAAACACUUGCCCUCGAAAGACAAUGUAGCAGAUUCAAAUUCACUGGAAUAACAUUUGAAAGAAUACAAUAAUUGAGCUGAGAAUUUCUCCUUAAUGGCGUGUAGUGGCAAACAAUGGCAUUAUUUAUUUAUUUAAUUAAUUUGAUUGUUUAUUUGUUAGCAUUGGAAAAGUGGAUGGGGUUUCUGAAGCCUCAUAAUUUAGUGCAAACUAUAAGCUAAUGCUUGUGUAUAUAAAAUAAAGCCGAUUUGUUUCCACUUAUACCCUAAAUACAUAUACAGACAUCCAGUGUUCCACAACACUUUCAGAAAAUUGUUUUGAUUUCUAUUCUAUAAUUUGAAAUGUCUUAUAUGUAGAAACCUUUAUUUUUGGAUUUUCAUGUGACGUCAUCCAUUGUGCACACCUCACACAGAAUAGUUUUAUAUGUAUUUUAAUAAAACCAACUACUGUCUUACAUCUGAAAA
Messenger RNA from Danio rerio (zebrafish), 6358 nucleotides. The record is from RefSeq and is a predicted model, not a curated record. NCBI's taxonomy places the organism in Eukaryota, Metazoa, Chordata, Actinopteri, Cypriniformes, Danionidae.